Molecule: messenger RNA, 3121 nt
Organism: Anthonomus grandis grandis
Lineage: Eukaryota; Metazoa; Arthropoda; Insecta; Coleoptera; Curculionidae
Gene: Vps50
Product: syndetin
Exons: 14
Coding region: 129-2966 (945 amino acids)
Biological process (GO): endocytic recycling; retrograde transport, endosome to Golgi
Cellular component (GO): EARP complex
Molecular function (GO): SNARE binding
Source: RefSeq, a predicted model, not a curated record
CGAACAGCUGUUGGUCAGCGAAGGUCAAAGUUGACGUUCCUGUUAUUUACAAACGAAAAGUUAUUAAUUUAUUUUGUAAAUAGCACUCUAAUUUUAAUGGAAUUAUUCGUCUAAAGUAAUUAGGCGGGAUGGCAAACAAAAUGGACGAGUUUAAGCAGAAAAUAUUGGGCCUAAUCAAUAAACAGCCCCCAAAAAUACCCUCGAUGGGCUUCGAUGACUCGAACUAUCACUUCCCCCAAAUGUCCACCCUCUCUAUUAAUAGUAAAACGGCUCAGGACAGUGACCGUCCCGCAGACCAAGACAUAUUAGAGAGCAUUGAGGCAGCAUAUUUUUCCAUGAAUGACGAUUUUGACAUUUGCAGAUUUGAGUUAUCUAAGUUGCCUCAAGUCCUUGACUGUGACCAGAUCCAAAGAGACUUUAAAAACCUCAAGCAGCAACACUCGGUGGUGUCAAAGAAAGUGUUACAACUAAUUUUGGAGCAUCAAAACUCUUGUAAUGAGGAGUUUAAGACUAUCGAAGAGAUUUUAGGGCAAGUCCGAGACACUUUGGGACUGUGUAGGGAAAGUAGGAAACAGCUGAGCAUUUCGGGCAAACAGUUUUCAGCCAGUUUAGGGAUUUUAGCCAAUUAUAGAAAGAGGAAAUUGGCCGAGAGGCUGCUAGGGAAUUUAAUUACUAUUAAGAACUUGUAUAGUUUUGAUAAAAGGUGUCAAGACUUGUUGAACGAUGAGGACUAUGCAGGGGCCAUAAUGGAACUAAAGAGGUGCCAAAAAGUCGCUACUAAAUAUAGACACUUCAGUUGUGUGGCCGCAUUAAAUUAUAAGUUGCAAGAGACUUUGGAGAGCACUGACGGGCAGUUGGACAGGAUCUUAGCUCAGAUGUGUUACCACUUUGAUAAAGACCGUUACGGUAAGCUGCAAUCUGCUUACAAUUUACUAGAAAAAUCUCAAGUGGCGAUGAUAGAUAACAUACAUGUGCAUUACAUCACUGCCAUCUAUAAUUCCUCUUUUAAUAUUGUUAACUCUUUCGUAUCCACUGGAGAAGUAGCGGCUGAUAGCGGUAAGAACCCUUAUAAAACUUUAUGCCAGUCAGUGCCUCAGGAGUGUUUUAUUCCCUGUCUGGUGCAAUUGUGUAAAGUACUUUUUAAAAUUGUGCUCAGCUACCAUCAGCUGAUAAAAUGGUACAAUAAUCGUGAAGAGUCAGAUGAUGAUGAUGCUCUAGAUGUAGAAUUUGAUAUGAGCAAACAAAAACUCGACCAUAAUGUGGUUAAAAUAUGGGACGAUGUGCAAAGAAAAGUGUCCAGUUUACUAUUGAACGCUGAUUUGGCCACCUAUAAAUUCGAUCAGUUUUUGCAAGUUUUACGAAUUGUUCACAGGUUAAUUCAGGUUGGAGAGGAGUUUUGUAACAGUAAAUGUGAGGAUUUACAGGAGUCGAUAAGGAGGCAGAGCGUCUGUUAUUUUAGGAAUUACCACAGCCAGAGGCUGGACGAGUUGAGGAUUUUUAUGGAGAAUGAAAUGUGGGAAAUUUGCCCCGUUAAGUCCACUUUUAGUAUAUUGCAACUACAGGAAUUCAAGUCGGUAAGAACCGCCUUGAAAAAUUACAAAAACUCGACCCAAAUGAGCCCCACAUUACCGGCGUACACGGCGACCAGUACCGAUUGUUCCUCUUGUCACUCGCAAGAUGGCAGCAGCAUUACCGGUACUUUAUUGAUCAGAUACGCGGAGCGCGGUACCCCAUUCGAUGCCAAUUUGGACGAAACGAUUAUCGAGGAAGACAUUCUGGCCAUGGACAGUGCCUCCGGUUAUUUUUCAGAAGAUAGCGACGAGGAAUCCGAAGAGUUAAAGAGGGAGUUUGUGGACGAGGACAAGCGCGAAAGUCCUCAGAAAAGCCGACAAAACGACCAUAAAGUGCCCAUUUUAACCAACACCACCCUGUCGGUCUUAAGGCAGGUGGGGAACUACUUGCAAAUGUCCAGACUGCUCAAGCCGAUCUCUUAUCAAAUUAUUAACUGCAUGAACCAACUGUUUGAUUUUUAUUUGUACUCGGUUCAUCUGUUUUUCGCCUCGGAUUUGACCGUCUCGGGCAACAAUUUAUACUCGGAGGAGCUUUUGAUAACCCUCAGAAAAAUCGGCGACAAUUUAAUUUACGAACCGCCCCCCCAAGACCCGGACGUUUUAGUGCCGGAGGGUCGUGUACUUAAACCCGCCCUGUCCCCGAUGGUGGACGUGAAAAGGGCCGAAACGUUGCACGGUCUAGCCGAGCGGAUCGUCGCCGUCGAAAGUUUGGUGUUUUUGGCGAAGCAGUACGAGUUUUUGCAGGAGUAUUUGGAACAUUUGGUGCCGCAGACCAAUAAGAUUAUGUUGCAACAGUUUUAUUCGCAGAACAUUAUGGGGGCCUCCCACUUAAGAAAACCGGUUUAUAUGUCGGUUGUGGCCCAAGCUUUCGACCUGCGACAAACCCUUUUAUCCAUGUCGAAAAUCAACUGGGAAGUGAAAGAGGUUAUGUCUCAACAUAACCCUUAUAUCGAUAUGGUCUUAAGGGAGGUGCAAAUAUUUAGGUUAAGAUUGGAAAAGGAGUCCCACAAGGUACCCAUAUCCAGUGAAGUGUACAGGGUGUUGUGGGAGAGUAUUGCCCAUAUUGUGACACAUACUUUCGUCCAAGGCUUUUCGGAGGCUAAAAAAUGCUCUAACGGGGGCAGAGCCUUAAUGCAACUAGACUUCACUCAAUUCCUCACUAAAUUUGAGAAAAUCUCGUCAUUGAGGCCGGUACCUCAUAAGGAAUACGUGGAAAACUACGUUAAAGCUUUUUAUUUACCCGAUGUAGAGCUGGAAAAGUGGAUCCAAGAGCAUAAGGAAUAUUCUGCGAAACAUCUCUACGGCCUGGUUAGCUGCGCAUGUCAAAGUAACAAGAAAAUCAGACAAAAACUGUUACAAAUUAUUGAAGAAUCUGAGAAAAGCCCUUUUAGGUAGCGCUAAGUAGUUUAUUAGUUAUUAUAUUUUUUUUAUUUAUUAGCUCUCUUGCACAAAGUUUUUGGUCCUAUAUGUAUAUUUUGACUUUUAUUAUUGAAUGUUUUGUAUGAGAUAAGAAAACGUAAUUUUGUUUAAAUAAUAAAUAUUUGUUUUUA